AAGUGGUGGAGAGGAGAGCCGGGGGAAGCAGGCCAAAAGAGGCGGCGGCAGGCAGAAGCAGCCUGAGAAUUUCCUGUGAGGGGAAUCACAGGCCUCAGUCGGGGCAGGCAAGGAGGAGGAGGAGGAGGAGGCGCAGGGCAUGGAGCGCCCUUUGCUUUGGCGACCUCCGCCGAGGGCUGCGUGCUCCCCCGAGCUCCGCGCGCCGCGCUUUCUUUCCUUUCGUUUCUCCUGCCGCGCAAUUGCGCUCGCGGCGCACUAAAGGCGAGGGACCUUCCUCUCUCUUCCUCUUCCCCCGGUCCUAGCCCAGCCCUCUCCUCCUUCCCGCUGUGGCGGCUAGUCUCGGCUGGCCCUGCCCACGUUUCUCUCUCUGUCUCUCUCUCUCUCCCCGCUCCCUCCCACCCGUGGUCAUGUGUUGCCUUUUUUUGUUGUUUGCAGUGGAAACAAUUUGGCGUUCUUCGGCUCGCUCCGACCCAAACCGCUACUCCAACCGGGAGUAGUGUAGACAGGCGGGCAGACGGAAAGGCAGGCAGGGAGGGGGGAGAGGUAGGUAGGUAGGUAGGAAGGCGAAGCGAAGAGCGGGGGAAUUGCAGCAGGGUCCCAUGCUCCCCCCCUCCCCACGGCUCCUGGCUCCCCCCCUCUCUCUCCCCCCCCACUCGCUCCCUUCGGCCACAUUGUUGGCUCCAGGCUGGGGGAGGAAGCGAUGCCUCGUUCAGUCGGAUGAAAAGUUUGCAUAAUGACCAUGGAAAAGGCAGCAGUAAAAAUCUAGAGCUCUUCCAAGCCCAGGAGUCUCCGUCUAAAUGGGUCCAGUUAUGCCUCCCAGUAAGAAGCCAGAAGGCUCGGGAAUUAGUGUUUCCAGUGGAUUGAGCCAGUGUUACCGGGAUAGAGACUUAUCAAAGACGCUUCACGACGAUGAGGACUUAGAAUUUUCUUUACCUGCCCUCCGGUUGGAAAAAGGUCCCAUGGAGGAUGAAGAGCUCACCAACUUGAACUGGUUACACGAGAGCAAAAACUUGCUGAAAAGUUUUGGGGACUCGGUCUUAAGAAGUGUUAGCCCAGUACAAGACCUCGAUGACGACACCCCUCCUUCUCCUGCUCAUGCCGACAUGCCCUACGAUGCCAAGCAGAACCCCAACUGCAAACCGCCCUACUCCUUUAGCUGCCUCAUAUUUAUGGCCAUUGAGGAUUCUCCAACCAAACGGCUGCCUGUAAAGGAUAUAUACAACUGGAUUUUGGAACACUUUCCUUAUUUUGCAAAUGCCCCCACUGGAUGGAAAAACUCUGUGAGGCAUAAUCUGUCGUUGAAUAAGUGUUUUAAGAAGGUGGACAAAGACAGAAGUCAGAGUAUUGGGAAAGGGUCUUUAUGGUGUAUAGACCCAGAAUAUAGACAAAAUCUUAUCCAGGCUUUGAAAAAGACCCCCUAUCACCCAUAUUCGCAUGUGUUCAGCACCCCUCCAGCGUCUCCUCAGGCAUAUCAAAGCACAUCAGGUCCACCUAUUUGGCCAGGAAGCACCUUUUUCAAGCGAAAUGGAGCCCUUCUGCAAGAUCCUGACAUUGAUGCUGCCACUGCCAUGAUGCUUUUGAAUACUCCCCCUGAGAUACAAGCAGGUUUUCCUCCCGGAGUUAUCCAAAAUGGAGCUCGCAUUCUGAGUAGAGGGAUCUUCCCAGGAGUCAGGCCACUGCCAAUAAACCCGAUCGGAAGCAUGGCUGCUGCAGUAAGGAAUGGAAUUGCAAACUGCCGGAUGCGGACAGACAGCGAGCAGUCCUGUGGCUCCCCGGUGGUGAGCGGCGACCCGAAGGAGGACCACAACUAUAGCAGUGCCAAAUCUUCCAACCACCGGAGCACGUCGCCCACGAGUGACUCCAUUUCCUCUUCCUCCGCUGACGACCAUUACGAAUUUGUUACUAAAGGCAGCCGGGACAGUAGCGAGGGCAGUGAGGUCAACUUCCACAGCCACGAGAGCCAUAGCGAAGCGGAGGAGGAGGACAAAAGGCAGAGCCGGAAAGAGACCAAGGAUUCUUUAGCUGAUAGCGGGUAUGCCUCUCAGCACAAGAAACGCCAGCAUUUGCUGAAGGCAAAAAAAGUACCGAGUGACACUCUGCCUCUUAAAAAGAGACGUACGGAGAAACCCCCCGAGAGUGACGACGAGGAGAUGAAAGAAGCGGCCGGGUCGCUCCUGCAUUUGGCGGGAAUCCGGUCUUGUUUGAACAACAUCACCAAUCGGACGGCAAAGGGGCAGAAAGAGCAAAAGGACACCACGAAAAAUGAGAACAAAUCCAUUGAUUGAACUUACAAAACAAUUUCGUUUCAGCACGUCAGGUGAAUUCUAAUGAUUUGUGGCAAUAUCAACAAAUAUUUUCUUUGUUUCGUUUUUCUUUUCUUUUCUUUCACCCCCUCUUCUUCUUCUUCUUCUUUUGUGUGUGUUUUCUUUUUGAACCCUUGAGAUUUUUUUGUUUUUAAAUUUUUUAAAGGAGAUUGAAGCCAUAGAACUCAUACUGAUACUCAACUAAUUUUACAAAAGCUUUUCAUUACAUGAAGACAAAAAGAAAGAAAGUAAAAGCCAAAAUUUGCCAUUGCUUUCUCCAGCUUUGCCAGAAAUGCAUGGUUGGAUAUGCUGUGACGUCACCAGUUAAUGUGAGAGGAAUAAAAAUUUGGCAUUUGGAGAUCUCUUAUAAACCUAGAAGAAAUUGGAUAAUUUGGAAAUCGUUCAGGCCAGGCUGUAAGAAUUGAAAAUGGAAAAAAAGGCCUUAUGAUUGGGUUUGUGGGUGGAUGUGUCUAGAGUCAAGAGGCACACACAAUAUCCUCAAAACCAAGGAUUUUAUAUAUAGUGGCAUUUGCUUGCGGUUGUGCCAUAGAAAUCUUGCAAUAGCCACUAAUGACAGCUGCUCAUACAGUAAUGAUCUAUUAGUGCUUCAUGUACUGUAUAUGGCUCAAAAUGUGAAGACUUAAUAACUUAUAAAUUAUGGAAUACUGAACUGUGUAUGCAAUGAGUUUCAGUGAAAUAAAGAGGAAGGGGUGGAGGGGGAGGGGGACUAGUGAUAUUCUUUAAUCAAUUAAUUGUCUUCUAUAUUUAAAUUAAAAGAAUGUUUUAUAAAAAGCCAUAAGCCUGAAGAUUGGCACUGCCUGCAAAAAUAUUAUGGGAAAACAAGCUAUGAGUUCUUAACUGCCUGAGUGAAAAGCAAUCAAAUCUGAAGAAAAUUAUGAGUAGAUAUUUAAGGAGGAUCAAAAUGAGAAAACCUUUUCUAUAAGUCACAAAGAUUUGAUCUCACUAGGGGGGAAAUGCUACAAAACCUGCCAUUAGUAUUAUAUUGCUUUUUUUAUUCUUUCCAAAAAAAUAAAAUCCAUGUUGGCUAGGCAAAAAUAUAAAGAAAUUGUGCUCCUCGAAAUGAGGUACCCAGUUAAGGUCAGUCAGGAUUCAUCUGUGCAAAAAUGACAAUAUAUUUCCAGUUUUAACCACUGCAACCAGCUGAAAAUUCUGAUCCACAUUGCAUGGAUUCUUUUCUGGGAGGGACUCGGGAGUACAAAAUAAUAAUAAAAACAAACCCUUUUUAUUAAUUCAAAGAUAACAAAAGUUCUUGUAAGGUAAAUAAUGUAUUUAGCAUGAAGCAUGAAUUAUUUUCAUAUAAAUAUAGAAAAAUAGAAAAAAGGCUAUGCCUCUAAUUUUUAAGCCCUUAGGCUUAGUUUGUUUUUUGGGUUUUUGUUUUUUUGUUUUUUCCUCUUCUUUUUUUCCCUUUUCCCUUUUUUUUGGAAGCAGGUGUUUUUUAAGGUUUAACCUUUUUCAGGGAUAAAUACUGACUGUUGGGGAACUUACUCUGCAAUAUUAAAAAUAAAACUUCAUGCUCGGG
Messenger RNA from Lacerta agilis (Sand lizard), 3843 nucleotides. RefSeq names its product forkhead box N3 (gene FOXN3). Bases 798 to 2285 code for a protein of 495 amino acids. NCBI's taxonomy places the organism in Eukaryota, Metazoa, Chordata, Lepidosauria, Squamata, Lacertidae. Gene Ontology annotation, molecular function: DNA-binding transcription factor activity; cis-regulatory region sequence-specific DNA binding. Gene Ontology annotation, cellular component: nucleus. Gene Ontology annotation, biological process: regulation of DNA-templated transcription. The record is from RefSeq and is a predicted model, not a curated record. The transcript has 7 exons.